AUGAAAAUCUCAGCUACUCUUCAUCGUUCAUUUGUUUUCCUCCUCUCACUCCUUCAAUUAGUAGCUCCACAAUAUUCAUCUGAUUCUCGCCAACAAUUCUUACAAUGCCUUUCUCGCUUAACUCCAAACUCACCUUCCAUAUCCAACAUUAUCUACACUCCACAAAACUCAUCUUACAAUUCUGUCUUACGUUCCUCCAUAUGUAACCUUCGUUACGCAACUCCCAGCACUCCUAAGCCUUUUGUCAUUGUCACGCCAAUGCUCGAUUCCCAAAUCCAGACAGUCAUUUACUGCUCGAAAAGACAUGGAAUUCAGAUGAGGAUCCGAGGAGGAGGACAUGAUUACGAGGGACUGUCUUAUGUUUCGAAAGUCCCUUUCGUGUUACUUGACAUGAAUAACUACCGUUCGAUCAAUGUCGACGAGGUGGCGGCCACUGCAUGGGUCCAAUCCGGUGCAACAUUAGGCGAAUUGUACUAUAACAUUGCGCAGAAAAGCAGAACACUUGCGUUUCCUGGUGGCGUGUGGUACACGGUUGGUGUAACUGGACUUAUAAGUGGUGGUGGAUAUGGCCCUUUGAGGCGGAAAUAUGGGCUAGCGGCUGAUAAUGUGGUUGAUGCUCGUCUUGUUGAUGUUAAUGGGAGGAUUUUGGAUAGACAGAGUAUGGGGGAAGAUCUUUUUUGGGCGAUCAGAGGGGGCGGGGCUUCGAGUUUUGGUGUCAUUCUUUCGUGGAAGUUGAGGCUCGUUUAUGUUCCAAGGAAUGUGACCAUUUUUCAAGUGGACAGAUUUUUGGAACAAAAUGCGAGUGAGAUUUUGUACAAGUGGCAAUUUGUUGCGCCUAGGCUACCGAAAGAAGUUGAUCUCAGAGUCGCGGCAUCUCCUUAUUGGAAAAACAUGCCUAAUCCAAUCCUCAGGACUGUCCUCAGUUCAGGUUCAAGAUCAAAUGAUGGUGACAAAACGGUGAGCUUGAGAUUCUAUGGCUCGUUUCUUGGGCCACGAGACCAAUUCUUUGCAUUGAUGUCGAAAAGCCUCCCUGAAUUGGGUUUGAAAGAAGAAAAUUUCAUGGAAAUGAAUUAUAUUCAAGCAUUACUCAUGUCUUCCCUUUUUAGUCCCCUUGAUUCCCCUACUCAACUUCUGGGGAGAUCUUUAUAUUCCAUUCCCUUUAAGGCCAAAUCAACAUUCGUCGAAAGGCCAAUCUCGAGAGAUGAUUUAGAUGGGAUAUGGAAAAUUCUGCUCCAAACAGAUCCACCAACAGCCAAUAUGCGAUUCACAUCUUACGGAGGCCUAAUGGAUGAGAUUCCCGAGUCUGCAAUUCCAUUCCCUCAUCGCGCUGGAACAUUGUACAUGACAUACAUGAGAGUCACCACCGAUGGAGAUGCUGCGAAAUCACUGAGAUGGAUCAGAAACAUCUACAAUUACUUAAUGCCGUAUUCCAACCCGUUCCAAACUGCGUACGUUAAUUACAAUGAUCUGGAUUUGGGAGUGAACAACCAAAAUGGUCCGACAAGCUACGAACAAGCAAGUGCAUGGGGUAGAAAAUAUUUCAAGCAGAACUUCGACAGAUUAGUCGCGGUGAAGUCGGUGGUUGAUCCUGAUAAUUUUUUCCGGCAUGAGCAAAGUAUCCCUCCCCUCCCAAUUUAA
Messenger RNA from Daucus carota subsp. sativus, 1638 nucleotides. Its product is annotated as tetrahydroberberine oxidase. The transcript has a single exon. Bases 1 to 1638 code for a protein of 545 amino acids. NCBI's taxonomy places the organism in Eukaryota, Viridiplantae, Streptophyta, Magnoliopsida, Apiales, Apiaceae. The record is from RefSeq and is a predicted model, not a curated record. Gene Ontology annotation, molecular function: oxidoreductase activity; FAD binding.